Molecule: messenger RNA, 1108 nt
Organism: Alnus glutinosa
Lineage: Eukaryota; Viridiplantae; Streptophyta; Magnoliopsida; Fagales; Betulaceae
Product: V-type proton ATPase subunit e1-like
Exons: 3
Coding region: 119-427 (102 amino acids)
Biological process (GO): proton transmembrane transport
Cellular component (GO): proton-transporting V-type ATPase, V0 domain
Molecular function (GO): proton-transporting ATPase activity, rotational mechanism
Source: RefSeq, a predicted model, not a curated record
AGUAGUGUUUCCUUCUCGGUGUGAUCUCAUACUCGGUUAAACCCGAAAUCCCAAUUCAAAUUCCCAAUUUCUCUUGCGGGAACAGGUUUUUCUCUCCGAGGUCGAAGAGAAAAUCGACAUGGGGUUCUUGGGGACAACCCUAGUUUUCGCAGUGAUUGGGAUCAUUGCGUCUCUGAGCAGCAGAAUUUGCUGCAACAGAGGACCCUCCACUAAUUUCUUCCACCUAACAUUGGUUAAUACAGCAACAGUCUGUUGUUGGAUGAUUUGCUUCUUCGUCGUAAUGUAUAUAUUGUUGAUGCUGAUUCCGGCCGGUGACGCAGAAACUACAGUAGGUGGAUAUGACCGACUGACCUACAAAGACAAAGGACGCACUGUGGGUUUCCCCAGCGGUCCUCCUCCGACGCCCAAGUUAGAUGAAAUACUUUAGAGAGAAAGAGAGAGAGAGAGAGAGAGAGUUCAGAACUUGUAUCCAAAAAAACUUAAUACCUGGGUCUUCUUAUUUAUAGGCAGUUGUCCUCAGGGUUAGGUAGGAAUAUCCCAGCUUUUAGGGAACAGUGAUUCCCUGCGCGUAAACAGGACCUAGGUACACUCUUGACAGUGAUGGGCAGGUGGGCUCUUUAAUGACGGAGCAUGGGACUCCAGUAAAUCCCAGAUUUUCGGGGAUUUAGCCACCUAACCGCCCUCCUUUAUCAGUAUUGUCAUCAUCACCGCUUGUCGGUUAAUGGAGCAUCCGGUCGGGGCCUCACCUUCUCGGGAAGGAAACUUUCAUCGGCAGCGUUGCAUCCGACACCUCCCGCUCGGUCGGAACCCUCCCCUCUCGGGAAGGUGAUUUUAUCAACAUAUAUAUUCUUGUUUUGCGUGUUAGGUGGGCGAUUGUAUGUCUUGCACAGAUGAAACCACUCAUAGUCCCAAUUCUGAGUGAAGGAGAUUGAAGUUGUGUGUGGAAUUCCAUACGGUGCAUCAUUAGCAAAGCAUCUGAUUUUGGUUUCGCGGGUAACUCAGUAUCUUCUUGUAUAUGUAAUUCUUGUUAGAGCAUGAACCCUUGAACUGGUUUUGCAUUGUUCCUCAAUAUUUCAUGAGAUAAAAUUGUUAUAUUUUUUACCCUUCA